Macrosteles quadrilineatus (aster leafhopper) is the source of this 1896-nucleotide messenger RNA. Its product is annotated as DNA (cytosine-5)-methyltransferase 3A-like. Gene Ontology annotation, molecular function: methyltransferase activity. Gene Ontology annotation, cellular component: nucleus. The transcript has 14 exons. The record is from RefSeq and is a predicted model, not a curated record. NCBI's taxonomy places the organism in Eukaryota, Metazoa, Arthropoda, Insecta, Hemiptera, Cicadellidae. Bases 1 to 1896 code for a protein of 631 amino acids.
AUGAUAAAGAAGAAGAAGAAGAAUCACCAGAGGUAUGCCAAUACAUCAUCCCGGGUAGAAGCCUCUACUUCAAAAGGCUCCACCACAUCCCGGGUAGAAGCCUCUACUUCAAAAGGCUCCAAGGCCUCCUAUGCAACUGAUACACCCCUAGGGGACCAAUCAUUCCCCCUGGGAUCCGUCGUCUGGUGCACAUUUGGCAAGGAUAAAAAAACCAGAUAUAUUGGCAUGAUUGUAGGGACAUUUCCUGCCCUUCACCUAAAAACCAAGAACGAGAGAAAUGUGUACUGGUUUGGAGAGAAGACUGUCUCUACAAUGCCAAUCCGAUGUAUUCGUCCUUUCAAUGACGUGUCAGUGUUUGGAGAGCGAAAAACAACCAAAAUUCAUCAUGGUGGACUUGAAGAAGCAAUUAAGACAAUUGUAGGACAAUACGGGGUCAACCCUCCCAUGGAGUCUCCCAAGGACAAAAGGUAUUCGGUGGAAGAGUUCUUUGUCUGGGUCAUGGAGACGCCAUUCAAAAAGUCCAACUAUAACAUUCCUGAGUCCAUUUCAAAAAUUGUUGAAGCAACAAAUGACUAUUAUGUGGAAAUUGACCCUGAAGAUGGACCUUCUGAUGACAAUCUGAAGCAGGAAACUAAGUUCCCUGUACCGAUGGAAGCUAGAGAUGUAAAAAAACUAUGUAUGGGAUGCUACGAGGUGCCACAACCCGACAAGGCUUCUGCUCAUCCUCUUGUAAAGGGACUACUGUGCCACAAUUGCAAGAGUCAGAGACUAGUACAGGUUCAAUUAUUUGUCUGCAAGAAGUACAAACUGGUUAUAUGCAGACUUUGCAUGGAAUUUUGGAUGCCCAAAGCCUAUAAGAGGUGCAUUUCCAACAAGUUUCGCUGGACAUGUAUUUUCUGUGAAGACUCACAGCAACUGGUUUGUGCUUUGCCUCGUGAUGAAGCUGACCUCAUGUGUCCUGAUGUUGAGGACGUACCAGUGGUGUCGGAAAGUGAAAAGUGGCCCCCUAGGAAGCCUGUGAGCCUUCAAACUGCUACAAGCCCACCAGCUCUGAGGGUCCUUUCCCUCUUUGAUGGGAUCAGUGCUGGUAAAUUAGCACUUACAAAUCUGGGGCUGAAGGUCGAAAAAUACUUUGCCUCCGAAAUCGACCGUGAUGCCAUUACAGUGUCCAAGGCAUUUCAUGGGGAGGAGAUCGAGCAGAUAGGCGAUGUCAUGAAUAUUUCUUCACAAACCCUGGCUAAUUACCUGCCGAUUCAUUUGAUCAUCGGAGGAUCCCCCUGCAACGAUCUCAGCAGGGUAAAUCCUGCAAGAAAAGGAUUGUCAGACAUGAACGGAAGUGGAACACUGUUUUUUGAAUACUACAGAAUAGUGAAACUUGUUGAAAGUCUGCAAGGAAGCGAAACUUUCUUCUUCCUGUAUGAAAACGUAUCUUCGAUGAAGGAAGAACACGCUGACACGAUUUCACGUUUCUUUGAGUCCUCCCCAGUACUAGUCGAUGCUAAGCACUUCUCUGCCAUGAGAAGGCCAAGACUGUUCUGGGGAAAUAUUCCCAAGAUGACGAAUCUAAGCGCUCAAGUUCUCAGUCAAACUCAAGACGGAGCUAGUCAGAGCGUCCAAGAAAAUCUCACGCCCCAUCUCGGUAGACAAGCAAUGGUGAAAACACUGAAGACCAUUACAACUAACAAGAACUCCUUAAACAAAAGUAACGGUAGUCCGCAGGUGACAGAGGAGGGAGAGCCGACAACUCUGACCAUCAUUGAAAUAGAGCAAGUGUUUGGCUUUCCUAAGCACUAUACCGAUGUGGGUAUAGGGCAGACAGCCAGGCGGAGGUUGGUGGGAAAAUCCUGGUGUGUGCCGGUGAUAGAGAAUCUUUUAAGACCUCUAACUGAGCUGUAA